ACAGUCUUUGGCAACCGCACAGCUACGGGUGACAUGUCAAUAUUUGUAAUGUUAAUUACAUGAAAUCAUCAUAAUACAAUUUGAACGAUCUGUGUUGUCAUGCCACGUUGUACUAACAAAUUCCAAUGUCUGGCAAUUUAAUAGUCACUAUACUUUUAAUACUGAAGGUCAAAAAUCUCCCUACCCUCUUCCGUCAGAGUUACUAGCUGGUCAGACUCACUAUUCACCGAGCAGCAAAAUGGCCGACAGUCAAGCAACUGACUUUUCAGCGCUUUAAAAACGAAGAUUCUGCUUGUUUGGUUUACAUAAUCUAUUACAUAUUUGGGUUACAGAUCAGCAUUUAAGGGGGGUAUUUUCUUUAUUAUCUGUAUAGUUAUUUGCGCUUUGGAUAAGUAUUGUGUUUCACAUAGCCUCGAAUGCCUCAAAAGCUAAAAUUUCGCACUGAAGCACUUUAGCUAGCAGGCUAGCUAGCUAUAUUUCAUAUGUAAUUCCUACGAAAGGAGCCAUUGGAAAGGGAACAGCAGUUCAUGGAAGACAAGAAAAGGAAGAAAGAAGAUAAAAGGAAAAGGGAAACCUCACAGAAGGUUGCUGAGCAAAAAAACAAAGUGCCAGAAUUGACCAAGCUCCCAUCCGCCCCAUCUCCUGCCACCUCUAACUCGGCGUCCCCCAGCCCUGGCCCGGUCCCCUCGGCAUCCGCCUCCACUGCCACCGCGGCUGCUAGCGGCGCCCCCUCCCAGGGUGGGAACAAUGCUAAGCGGCAGGCGGUGGCCAACGGACAGCCCGCCCCCGGCACCCAGGCCCCCCAGCGUUACAUGCCCCGCGAAGUGCCCCCUCGAUUCCGUUGCCAGCAGGACCACAAAGUGCUACUGAAGAGGGGCCAGACACCACUGCCCUCCAUGCUGAAGGGGGGAGGCGACAGCGGGGGAGACAGCCCCAGUUCAACAGUAGCUGCUGCAUCAGAUUCCAGCCAGGGCUCUGUGGGUCCCGCUGCUCCCUCACUGCCCCACACUUCAUCCUCCUCAUCAAUCGCUGCUUCUUCUACUACUACUUCUUCAAAUUAUGCAAAUUCCACGUGGGGGGCCAGCUCUGGCAGCCAGCCCCUCUCUCAGGGCAGGGAGAAGGUGAUAGUGGACAGGUCAGACCUGGAGGAGUGGCCCAGCAUCUCUGCGGCGGACGGAGGGGCGCGUGGUGGAGAUGCGGGGCCGCCGGGGGGCCUCGAGGGCGGCGGGAUGCCGAACUGCAGUGCCUCGUGGGGCGAGCGGCACCUCCAGCAGCAGAAGCAGGCCAUGGGAGCUGGGGUUGGCGGAGGGAAAGGCGGCGAGUCUGGCAGCCCUUCUCCACCUUCCAACGCCUCCAACUCACCCAAUGAAUGUAUGCAGUCCGGCGGCACCGCCUGGGGCUCUUCCUCCCAGGGAGCCGAGGGAGGGAAUGCAGUAGCGGCCGGCUCCUCGGCGUUAUCGUCGAUGCCCCCCUUAUCCAAAGCCUCCUCGCUCCCGGGGACCGCGGACGGCUCCCUCGGCGUCGGCGGCGGGAUUCCUGGUGCCAACUUCAACCCCAAUGCCAACCCUUCGGCCUGGCCAGCCCUGGUGCAGGAUGGGACCGCCGGGUCAGCUGCAAGUGAGGGUGGGCCCUCUUCCCACCUCCUCCAAAGCUCGACGGCGUCGUCGGCCUCGUCGUUAUCGUCUGCCAACGCCCCCUCCGCGGGUCACGCGCCUCUUUCUGUGAAUCUAGCCUCUCAUCAGCAGCCACUGCACCCUCUUCACCAAAUGCAAUCCAGAGACAGAGAGCCAUCCUGCGGGGAGUGGGGUGGCGCAGCGCCACUGGAGCCAGGAGCAGGACCAAAAAACGCGGAGGAGGGCGACAUGGACUGUGGAGGCGGCGGAGGGCCGGGGAGCGACCCCUCGGGGGCGUCUUCAUCUGCAUCGUCCUCCUCCGCCACCUCAUCCUCGUGGAGGGCUCAGCCUUUCCCCGCAAACAACUCCAAAACGGGUGCCUCAAGGACUGACCCAUGGGAAGGGGGAGCGGGCCCCGGGGGGAACCCAGUCUCUGGCGAGGUGGGGGGCAACUCCUGGGGCUACAGCGGCGGUAGCGGGGCGGACAGCCGAGGUGGGGCGUCAGGGGGCUGGGGAGCAGGGAGCGGGGGCAGUUGUCAGGCCCCCAGCGGGGUAUCUCAGGGAGCGUGGGGCGGGGUGGGCGAGUGGGGGGGCAACGGGAGCACAGGAGGAGGAGGAGGAGGAGGAGGAGGCGGCAGCAGCGUGGGAGGUGCCGGCGUCGUGGGCAAUCCCCGCGGCUCGAGCAGCAACAGCAGCAGCAGCAGCAGCCGGGGCAGCGUGGGCCACCCAGCCACCUCGUCGUCUUCUGCGGCGUCUGCCACGACACGAGCAUGGGACAAUCAGAAAGGAAGCGGCAGCGGAGGCAGCGGUGAUGCUGCCGAACAAGGGGAGUGGGGAGGCGCAGGCAGAGGUGGCGGUACCUCUUCGUCCAGCGGUGGGGGCAACUCCAGGAGUGGCGGUAGUGGAGGCGUUGGCGGCAGCGGCAGUGGCGGUGGCCCACACAAUCAGCACCACCACCACGGCCACCGCCACACUUAUCAGCCCCCCACCGUCGAAGUGGCCUUAGAGACCAUGCUCAGCCGGUCUGACCUGGACCCGCGCGUCCUCUCCAACUCCGGCUGGGGCCAAACGCAAAUCCGGCAGAAUGUGGCGUGGGACCUGGAGAGCGUGAAGAACAGCAGCAGCACUGUUAGCGGAGGCACCAGGGGAGUGCGGUCUUCCUCUUCCUCUUCCUCGAUGUCGUCCGCAGCAGCCUCAGCUGGCCUGUACUCCGGUCCCGCUGGCUCAUCGACUACUGAUCCGAUGGCGUCGUCCUCCAUGAUGCCUCCCAACGCCGCCCUGAACCCGGGCUCGAACCAGGGCUCUUCUGCCGUGUCGCCCAGGGACGGCUGGGACAGCGGCAGCGGCGGCAGCAGCAGCAGCAGCAGCAGUGCCUCGCAGUCAGCACGCGGUCCUCCGCCAAAUAGCAGUAUCCAAAACCCUGGCGUCUCACAAUCCGGUGGCAUGGGAGGAGGACAGGGGAAGGCCUUGGGAGGAGGCUGGGGCGCGGCGGCCCCGACGGAAAGCCAAGGGAAAGGCUGGGGCAACGAGGGGCAGGAGUGGAGGGAGCAGAGAGGAGGAGGAGGAGGGGGGGGAGGUGGAGGAGGGGGGUGGGGAGAUUUUGGUCAACAGGGUAACUCGGCGAGAGGUGGUAACAGUGGUGGAGGCUGGGGAGGAGGUCAGGAAGAGAAAGGGGCGGGAGGUUGGAAGGAGGUGGGCGGCAGGGACGGCAGCUGGGGACAAACGGGAGGCAACGGAGCAUGUGGGGACUGGGGUGGAGAGCGUGAGGCCAAGUCGGGCACCAGUGGGUGGGGGGAUGGGAAGGGAGACGGGGCGGGUGUGGAUGGGGACGGCGGUGCUUGGGGUAGCUGGGACGACGGAGCACCCCGGAGAGCGUGGGGAGCGGGCGGGACGGGCGGGACGGGAGGCGGAGGCGUAGCAGGCGGAGGAGACGUGGGCGGCAAAGCUCACCAAGGCUGGGGUGGGAAAAUGCAGCCAUCGCAGAUGCCAAACAGCCAGGCGGCCCCUCUCAAGGGCCCAGGGCCACAGCAGCAGCAGCAGCAACAAUCACAGCCCCAGCCCCAGCAGCAGCAGCAGGCACAGGCGCUGGAUCCAGGGGCCAUGCAAGGGGGCUGGGGCCAUCCAGGUCCCCAGGCUCACAGCCAAAGUUUGGGUUGGACCUCCGGGCCCAUCCCUCAGGUGCCCGGCGGGGUCAAAGAAGUUUCUGAGCCUAGUGGCUGGGAGGAGCCCUCGCCCCAGUCCAUCAGCAGGAAGCUAGAGAUCGACGACGGCACGUCCGCCUGGGGCGAUCCCAAAAACUACAACUACAAGAGUGUCAAUCUGUGGGACAAGAACGGAGCCCCCUCUGGUCAGCCGACGCAAGGCCCGUCUCCACAACAACAGCAGCAGCAGCAGCAGCAACAACAACAACAACAACAGCAGCAGCAGCAGCAGCAGCAGCUGCCGCCGCCGCCACAGCAGCAGCAGUUGCCAGGGCCAGUGGCAAUGCAACAGCCACCAGUGAGGCCAUCUGGGAACAGAGACAUGAGCCUCUCACACACAUCCAACAAGCCUCCUCAAAUGGCUCCCUCUGGUUGGGGGAACGCUGCCUCUCCCUCCAGCCCCUGCGUGGACAACGGCACGGCCGCCUGGGGGAAGCCCAUUGACGCGCCUACUGGCUGGGGUGAACCGGACGACUCGGGCAAGACCUCAGGCUGGGGCAACCCUCCCACUAAUCCCAUCAAACCUGGUCCAAAGUCUAUGCAAGAAGGUUGGGGCGAGGGAGAGAGCUCAGUGAGCGCCUCACGCCACUCCAGCUGGGAAGACGAGGAGGAGAGUGGCGGCGUGUGGAACAGCACCGGCUCCCAGGGCAGCAGCUCCUCCUACAGCUCCAGCGGCUGGGGCCAGGGCCACGCCGCCAAGAAGGUCAACAAGGGCCCCAUGAAGAGUGGAGGUGGAGACUCUUGGAUGAAUCCCAUGACCAGGCAGUUUUCCAACAUGGGCUUGCUGGGUGAAGACCCCAGCAGUCGGAGCCUAGACCUGGCCCCCGGUCCCCCCCAGGAGAAGAAGAUGGACGCCGAGAGGAGAGGGAUGAAUCUGAACGACUACAACGGGGACCUGCGUAAAGCAGGCCGAACUGGUGCUGGAGGAGGUGGACUAGUCUUCCGUUCGCCCAAUUCCAAAGAUGUGGGGCCUGUUGAGACUGGACCCUACUGUGAUAAGAUUGGAGGUCAUAACAUGUUUGGUAGUGCAAGUGGGAUGGCCCAGUCCAGGCACCAGCCAGGUGUGCCACCCAUAAACCCGACCCCGGGGAUACGAGCGCAAGUGCCUCAUCAGUUCCUGUCACCUCAGGUGCCAGGUGCGUCCGUACUGAAGCAGAUGCCACCUCCGAGCAGCGGAGUGGGCGUGGGAGGGGUGGGCACCGGCGUGUUCCCCCCUCAACUCUCCCCCCAGCACAUCGCCAUGCUGAGCAGCAUCUACCCCCCUCACAUCCAGUUCCAGCUGGCCUGUCAGCUGCUACUGCAGCAGCAGCCUCAACAGCAGCAGCAACAACAGCAGCAACAACAGCAGCAGCAGCUGCUGCAGAACCAGAGGAAGUUCCCCCAGAAUGUGCGGCAGCAGGCCGACCCUCAGCAGAUUGCCCGGAUCAUGGCUGUGCUCCAGCAGCAGCGACAGCAGCAGCAGCAGCAGCAGCAGCAGGUGGGAGGCACGGGCGUGGGCUCCAAACUCUCCCCGUCUCAUCUGGGAGGUGGGGGCCCCAAGAUGCCCAUGUCCGACUCCAUGCACCACCCCGGACUGGGGAGCUCCGUGGCUGACAUGCACCCAAAAGCACAGGGGCCGUACUCCGGCUUUAGCUCUGGGAUGAACUUGUCGGGUCUGGAGCUGGGCUCCAUGGUGGGGGGUGGGGGAGGGCUGAAGGACCCGGCCGCCCAGCAGUCCCGCUUCAAGUGGAUGAUGGAGGGCCACUCCCCAGCUCCUUCCCCUCCAGACAGCGCUUUAAAGAACGGGCCCAUUUCUGCUCCCAUGAAGGCGAGAGGAGGCUCCCCCUAUUCCCCCUACGAGCUCCUGGGCAACGACGGCUUGGGGGUGCCCCCACAAGGUGCCUCGGAUAACUGGCAUCGAACUCCUGGAAAGACUGGCACCAAGGCUGGCACAUCCAGCUGGCCUCCAGAGUUCCAGCCCGGCGUGCCGUGGAAGGGCAUCCCAAGCGUCGACCCCGAAUCUGACCCCUACAUGACCCCCGGGGGCAUGCUUAGUUCAGCCGCAGCACACAGCCUGAACGACACUGAGCACCAACUACUGAGAGACAACACGGAAUCAACCCCCUCCCUCAACACCUUGUUGCCUUCACCUGGUGCCUGGCCUUACAGUGCCUCAGAGAGCCCCCUCAACAACGCACACAACCCAGCUAAAUACCCAGAGUACAAGCCCAGCUGGCCCCCGGAGCCCAUAGGACACAAGUGGAAGACCAACCGCCACAGCCCUCAGCUGCCACGCCCACCCCCAGGACUGGGCUCCCAUCAGAAGCAGCCCUCCAUGUCCCCGUGGGCGGGAGGAGGAGGAGGAGGAGGAGGAGGAGGCCCGCGAUUGAACAGGGGCUGGGGCGGCGCUGGCAACAGCCAAGAAACCAGAUAUGGGCCUGGUUCUAUGGCGUGGAGUGACGGGGCCUCCAGAGGAAGCUGCUGGCUGCUGCUGAGUAACCUCACCCCUCAGAUCGACGGUUCCACCCUACGCACCAUCUGCAUGCAGCACGGGCCCCUGUUGACCUUCCACCUCGGCCUGACCCAGGGCAGCGCUCUGAUCCGCUACAGCUCCCGGCAGGAGGCAGCCAAGGCCCAGAGUGCACUGCACAUGUGUGUCCUGGGCAACACCACCAUCCUGGCAGAGUUUGUGAGUGAGGAGGACGUGGCUCGUUACUUCGCACAUUCCCAGGCCAGCGCCGGCGGGAGCGGAAAUGUGGCCGCCGGCUCCUCGGGGGCUCCCGGUUCGGCUGGCUCCGGCAGCACGUCAGUCGGGAUCCCUGGUGCGGAGCGCGACCGAUCCGGAGGCGGCAGCAAUGGGGGAUCGGUGGCGGUGGGACAGGGGGGCAACGGCGGCGUGGGGACUGUAGCCGGAGGAGCGGGGGUGGCUCCCGGCUCCGGCUGGCAGAGUUUGGACGGUACGGGUGGCUCGCCAGACGCUGCCUCCUCCUCUUCCUCCUCCAGCCAGGGAGCGGGCCUGAGCAUCUUCGCCCAGUGGAGCAACAACAGCGCCGGAGGAGGAGGAGGCGGCGGGGGGGUGGAGGCAGGCCGGGCCCAGGGCCUGUGGGGAGGGAUGCCCUCAGGGUACCCGGUGGGGAGCAGCCUGUGGGGGUCCCCCGCCAUGGACGACCGGCACCAGAUGAGCAGCCCGGCCGCCCUGCUGCCUGGAGACCUGCUCGGAGGAGGGGCCGACUCGAUCUGACUGAAAAAUCCCACUUACUAACACCCACACUCACACAUACAUGCAUACACACAGUACAUGCAUACAUGGACAUAUACAUUGUUACACACGGCAUUUACAUACAGUACAUGCAUACAUGCACAGAUACAUUAUUGCACACAGCAUUUACAAUCACCAUAUUUACACACACAUACACACACAAACAACUUAAAUGCAUACAUACGUAUACAGUUCUUUAUACAUUCAUGCACACACAGUUGAUAUGAAUUCAGUGAAAAACCAUGAUACCUAGACCCAUAAGUGCAUCAGUACCAAACAGCAUCACCCCACAUACGUACAUGCAUAAAUACAUGCAUACACUUUUCAUUCAUAGUUGCAUUCAAUUGCAUUCUCUCACUUACAGGCACACACAGUCUGCCAGCAUACACUUGCACAUCCGUACACACAGGCCUAGACAUUGACAUAUGCACUGUGGCAAGCACUCACCAGUGCAGCUAAAUAUCCCUCACUCUGACACACACUCUCUCUUGAAGCACUCAAGGACAAACACUUUCCUUUCAGAAAGCAAAAACAGUCCAGGUUACAGCUUGCUUUAAACACAGAGAAAUGUAAUCCUUUAACAAGAACACACGCAUCCUCAGAACAGAGCAGUUCAUCCUAAAGCCCCAUUACAAAAGACAGGAAUGGGGAGGGAGCUCUUAAAACACUGGCCAUAGAGGUGUACACUGUCAAACUUUUGUCUGGAGCAGGUGGGGAUUAUAAAUAUUGCUGACAUGCAUAACACACACACACAUACGUGCAUUUAAAUACACACACACACACACGUACAUUCACACUUACACCUUUUACCCUUAAAUGAAGACUUCAGCGGCAAGACUUGAACCGACAACAACAAAAAAAAGUGAAAUCAGUUGGACUCUCAGACUCAACUGGAUGAAUCCUUAAUCUUGAGUUUCUGUAGACACACACCCUGCAUACUGAGACAGUCACUCAGGCAUGCACUGUAAAGAAAAAAAAAAAGGAAAAAAAAAACACACUCAUACAAACGAUAGCGUACCAAUAUGCAUCAUUUGGAUGUUGUUCUGUGAUUUUUGGACACACCGCAUUGCAGGAUAAUUUAAUGAUGUUACAGCUCUUUACUCGAAAAACGAACAUACCAAACACUUCACCCUUCCUAAGACACACACUGUUCUAAUGUUUGACAAAAAAAUCAAAACUGUAUCUUGUUGUCUUCUUAUUUUUGGUUUGUUUGUUUUCAAUGUUGGACAGUGGCAUCCAGAAAUGUCUUAUAUUUCCUUCAGAUGCUGACCUCGUAUAUUUUUUGUUUGUUUUUGUUUUUAUUUCGUACUCAAUCAAGUUUAUUGUCAUAAAAAAGACUAUGAUCAUU
Molecule: messenger RNA, 8400 nt
Organism: Alosa sapidissima (American shad)
Lineage: Eukaryota; Metazoa; Chordata; Actinopteri; Clupeiformes; Clupeidae
Gene: tnrc6b
Product: trinucleotide repeat containing adaptor 6B
Exons: 21
Coding region: 528-7034 (2168 amino acids)
Biological process (GO): miRNA-mediated post-transcriptional gene silencing; positive regulation of nuclear-transcribed mRNA poly(A) tail shortening
Cellular component (GO): P-body; nucleoplasm
Molecular function (GO): nucleic acid binding
Source: RefSeq, a predicted model, not a curated record